AUGAAAUAAAGAAAAAGAAGCCAUAUUAAGUACUUUCCCACCCCAAUCAUAGAGGGUCAAUAUGGUGUAGUUCCAGCCAGAGCAGUACCUUCACAUAUUCAAAGGCCAAGCUAUCUAAGUGAAACUAAGCCUAUUUAUGGGAUAUAUGAAGGAGCACCUGUGGUUCAUAAUUACGAUAUGAUCCAAAGUAAACUACAUGAUUUAAAAAUAGAAUUGAGGAAGGCAGCGUAAAUAGCAGCGUAAACUGCCUAUGUGGCAUAAAAGUCGGUGAAAUAGGGAAUGACAACGGAUGAUUUGGAUAAGAUAGUUCACGAAUUCAUAAUUUCCUAAAAUGCAUAUCCUUCGCCAAUAGGAUUCAUGGGUUUUCCUAAGAGUGUUUGCACAUCAGUAAAUGAAGUGUGUUGUCAUGGAAUACCGAAUCUUAGACCUUUGGACGGUGGGGAUUCCUUAAAUAUCGAUGUGACUAUUUUCUACGAUGGAGUGCAUGGAGAUACUAGUGUUAUGGCAUAGGUUCCUGAUAUGAAUCCAGAAAUUACUAAAUUAAUAGAUACAACUUAAAAAGCCCUUUAUGAAGCGAUUAAAAUUUGUAAGCCAGGAUAGAAGUUCAGUAAAAUUGGAGAUAUCGUUGAAGAAGUAGCUGCAGAUGAAGGAUUCACAGUUUGUGAAUUAUUUACAGGACAUGGCAUUGGUGAAUUGAUGCAUAUGCCUCCUACAAUAAUUCAUAAUUUCAAUGAUUAUCCAGGAGUGAUGGUUCCAGGAAAUGUAUUUACGAUAGAACCUAUUCUCUUGAUGCGCCAUGGUUAAUAUUCAAUGUGGAAGGAUAAUUUUACUGUUGUUUCUCCAGAUAAUCCUAGUGGUAUUGUAAACUUAUCUACUGUAGCUCAAUGGGAACAUAUGGUUUUAAUAACGGAAAAUGGGUAUGAGGUUUUGACAAAGAGAGAGGAUGAGACUGGUAUAUGA
Messenger RNA from Paramecium tetraurelia, 960 nucleotides. RefSeq lists its product as uncharacterized. The record is from RefSeq and is a predicted model, not a curated record. Gene Ontology annotation, biological process: proteolysis. The transcript is spliced from 5 exons. Lineage: Eukaryota; Ciliophora; Oligohymenophorea; Peniculida; Parameciidae. Gene Ontology annotation, molecular function: metalloaminopeptidase activity.